Periconia digitata is the source of this 979-nucleotide messenger RNA. The record is from the annotation of a GenBank genome assembly. NCBI's taxonomy places the organism in Eukaryota, Fungi, Ascomycota, Dothideomycetes, Pleosporales, Periconiaceae.
CCCAGUCGCCAACAGAACCCGCAAUGAAUACAAAUCCUCUCUCCCGCCUGCCUCUCCGCAUCUUCAAUGACGCCGCCCGCCGCCCGCCCACGUAUACAUGGCGCGCAACAUUUUCUACCACACCCUCAGUCAGCGCAAAACCGCUACCACCGCGCCGCGUAAUCGACGACGCCGACAUCAUUGAGAAUUUCCUCAAGGGCAGUGGUCCGGGUGGACAAAAGAUCAACAAGACAUCGUCGGCGGUUCAGCUCAAACAUAUCCCAACGGGCAUUGUGGUCAAAUGUCAAGACACGCGUAGCCGGACACAAAACCGCAAGACAGCGAGGAAGCUGCUAGGGGAACGCAUUGAAGAGCUCGAGCUUGGGGAGCAGAGCCGCACAGCUAUCAAGGCGAAGCAGAAGUCGAAGAAGAAGGCUAGCGCGGACAAGAAAAAGAGGAGAAAGUACAGAGCACUGCAGGGGGAGAAGACAGCCGAAGAGGAGGAAGAAGGAGAAGAAGGAGAAGAAGUUGGUGUUGACGAACGAGAUAACGGGCAGAUUGAUGCACGGCUUGCAGAGCCUGGGGAGGAGGCGGCAAAGUCAAUAGAUGGAGAGAAUAGAACAAAGCCAGUAUGAUAUCAUGGAACGACUUUACAUGUCCGCAGAUCUCAUCAUGGAACCGAUUGCGAGCAUACAGAGCCCAGAUACGGCCGCAGGUACAUCUUCAGGUUGAAAGCAGAGACAGCCCAUCAACCAGCCCGUCGUCGGUCCGCCCCCACCAGCACAAGCAAUUGAGCACCUCACAGAGGAGCAUCACACAUAUCAAUUGAUCUCUUCUUCAAUCUGUCACCCAAAGGCAACAUGAUCAACGAAAAGAAGAAGAAUUGUGGGCCAGCAAAAAUAUUCCUACCUAGAUACCUUGAAGGGCAGCUAGUAGAUUCUCCAAUCCGUCUUGUGCUACACAGUUUUACGUGCUGAGUGAGCACUGAAGUAAAAAACUU